This is a messenger RNA of Aethalodelphis obliquidens (Pacific white-sided dolphin), 4392 nucleotides long. It is a transcript of the gene TMEM267, whose product is annotated as transmembrane protein 267. The coding region runs from base 3137 to 3784 and encodes 215 amino acids. The transcript is spliced from 3 exons. NCBI's taxonomy places the organism in Eukaryota, Metazoa, Chordata, Mammalia, Artiodactyla, Delphinidae. The record is from RefSeq and is a predicted model, not a curated record.
UUAAUUCGCGUCCCCGGAUUCCCGCCGCCGCGUGGGUGCGCUGUGGACGGCGCCGGCUAAGCCGAGAAUGAAUCCUCAGGGUCGAGAGAGGGGAACCAACAAGGCACUUUUCACUUCCCACCCGUCGUCCCAAAUGUGUCCUUUUGGGGAGCACGACGGUAGGGGAACUCGAGGUACCCAACCCCUCGUCUUAAGAGCCCUCAAGCCGCGUUCCUGGCCGCUUAGAGUGGAACCAGUAUCCCGGCGUCCUCUCGGCCUGCGUCGCGGGCUAGAGUCGCUCAGGCCCGCGGCCGGCGUCUCUAUGGUACCGACGGAAGCGGGUGUAGAGGGGCGGAGCCGCCGUUCGCGCGGCUGGCUUGUUUCAGCUGGGGGAGCAGACGGUGGGUGCGGCUGAUCCUCAGCAAGGGACCGGGCGCGGGGGGGGGGGGUGACUGACUGUAUGGACGCCGCGAAACUGCGUCCUGAGGUGGCAGGCCGGAGGCGGGGACCACCUGAACCUGAAGUCUAGAAGAUCCAGGUUCCCGAUGGGAAGGCGUGGAGGGGCGGCAGUCGCGUGGGACCCGAGAGCAGGCGGGGUGUGCUCGACAGACACUGGCCGGUGUCUCCGGGAUCUGCGCGAUCCCUGCACGGCCCUCCUGCUUCGUCGCGCCUUAUAGAUCCCAUGGGCGUCAAGCCCUCGCCUAGGCUUCGCGCCCCUGGCGUUUCCCUGGCUCUGGGCGGGUUGCCGGCGAUCUUGCCAGAGUUGCCCAUUGCCACCUUUCCAGCCACGAGGGCCCUUAAGGCGCCCAGGCUACCGGGAGGGGUGAUUGUGGAGAUUGUAACUUGUUCCCUUCCCUGCAGACGCCAGGGCUUUCCACCUAUUUUCUUAAUUGACAUUUUAAAAAUUAUUGAAUCAUGCCAACCUUAGGAAAGAAUGACUUUGGGAAUUUGCUAAGACUUGUUGAAAUUCAGAAUCGUAUGUAUUUGUAAUGGUCAUAGGAAAGAAACAUUUUACAUGCAGGUUACGAAGAGUAUCCGUGAAAGUGAGCAAGAUUUGUGUUUCCUUUCUUUGCAAAUUAGCUGAAUUAGACUUGGCAUCUGCUUUGAGUACUACAGCAUUAAAGAAAGUAAAUAUAAAGUUUCACAGCAACUACAGUUCAUUGAAGAGGACUUAUUUGUAAAGCAUAAUAAAGGCAGUUUUCGGAUUCUAGACGGUGCUUUUUCCUCAGGUUUUUGUAAAUAUUUGUGAUGGGGUUUGGGGUGGGGGAGAAGGGGUGAAGCAGAAAAGGACAUUUCUGUUGGGAAUUUGCUACCUCUUAUUUUUUUGGUAGGAAUAACGUCAGAGAUUAUUAACAAACCAUGCACAACAGUGUGUAAAGUAACUGGCUAAGUAUGUGUUUGUAGAGUUAAGGAAAGGGAGGAUUACUGCUAGGUAUACUUUGAAGACCCCAUAGUUGAUGGCAUAGUACUCUUAUAGGAAUGGUGCGUGGCAGAGUUUGGCCAUUGCCGAAAAUGGCUCCCGCAAGUCAUAGAGAGACAUUUAUGAUCUGGGUAACUGGCUGUUAUGGCAGAAAUCAUUCCAAAUAAUAUCUUCAGUUCACAGGCUGAGGAUUGCUAACCUGCUUACCCCCUGUAUUAGUAUAAUGAAAUAUUAAACACCUUGAGCACUUUAACUUCAUGCAUGACAAGUUUAAGAAAAUUAUAAUUACUGCUCUUAAUGAACUUACCCAACAAAAGUGAAUAUGUAAAAUAAAGGUAUUUUACAGUUUAAGAGGUUCUGGAGUCCAUUCUAUUUAUGCGGGAGGAGCAGGAAGUGGAAAAAGGAAGCAGAGAGAAGAAAAAUGGGACACUUAGGUGUUCUAGUCAGAGACAAUAAAUAAGAGGAAGCACAACUAUUAAAUUACUUUCUCAUACUCAGAAUCUACUCUAAAUAUCUGCACCAGUAGUUGGAGUGGAAUAGAUGUCGGAACUGUGUUUCUGGGACCAUAAUUAUACCUUUCUUGAAAAGAGAAACUACUGUUUUAGCUAUCCGUGCUGCAUAACAAAUUACUGUACCCCAAAACUUAGAGGCUUAAAACAGUAAACAGUUAUUAUCUCACUGUACCUUUGGGCCAGAACUUUUGGAAGAGGCUUAGCUAGAUGGUUCUGCUCAGAGUCUCAUGAAGUUGUAGUCCAGAUGUUGGCAGUGCUGCAGGCAUCUGUAGGCUUGACUAGGGCUGAAAGGAUCUGCUUCUGAGUUUGCCCAGGUGAGCUUUUUGUUCCUCUCUCAUCAAGCAAGCUGUUUAAACUUUCCAUUUAAAAUGCAUUUUGUGCUGCCCCAUUAUGUGUAUCUGUUCCUAUUCAUAAACUACUACAGUAUAUAGACAUUUGGAAAACAGUAAGUUUUUCUUUUUCACGUCGCUUUAAAUUUGGAUCAUCAUUUAAAUACUUUAAGUGAUCUUUUCAUGUUUCACUUUGCUCAUGACACUUCAUUAGCUACUUGAUCCUUUCUUGUAUCUGAACUCAUCGAGUAAAACAUUAGGUGAGUACAUUUAAAUAUAUUUAGUGAUGACAAAAAUUGUUUAGUGAGUAAAAGAAGAUGGAUGUAAUGAAAUGGCUUUAUAGAGACAUCAUGCAAUUUGCAAUUAGGUGUAUAAUGACCUUUUGUCUGCUUUCUAGGAUGACACUUGACAAUAAAUUUGCAAUUAAAUGCAUACAGAAGCAUAGUUUGAGCGGCAGAAGAGCUUUUCUGUUAGGCCUCUGUGUAUACUGUGCCCAGCCUACGUUCUCCUCACAACUCAUCCAUCUGAAUGGCCUUCUUUCUUCUUAGGGCUAAUUUACAGGCCACGGCUUACCGUGGGGGAUAUUGCUCUGCGGCUAUACCUCUCUGGCUUGGUCAUUAAUUCAAGCUUUCUGUGUCCCAGUUCCCAUCCAGCUAAGGGGAUAAUGAUAUUAUCUUUGGUUCAAAGGAAUAUUUUAUAAACUUUAAAAUUAUAUGCACUGAGCCUUUAAACACAUUGACUUCUUUAUCCAUUCAGGUGUCAGAUGUUUACUUUGCAAAGCAGGGACCUGAUUCAUGAUGUGUGGAACUAAAAUCCUAAGGGUGACUGGGAAUGUAAACAAGAAUAAGCUGUUUGUUUCCUGAUGGCUUUUAGCAUAUACUGACAUACCAUUUGUGAUGGCAUCUGAGACUGAGAAGACCCAUGCUUUACUCCAGUCUUGUAGCACUGAAUCUCUUAUUUCCAGCCUUGGUCUGGGCAUUUUCUGCCUAGUAGCUGACAGACUUCUUCAGUUUUCCAUAAUUCAACGAAAUGACUGGCUUCGUGCACUCUCAGAUAAUUCAGUACAUUGCGUGAUUGGCAUGUGGUCAUGGGCAAUAGUCAUUGGAAUCAAGAAGAAGACUGACAUUGGAGAAAUCGUCUUAGCUGGAUUUUUAGCCUCUGUUAUUGAUAUAGACCACUUUUUUCUAGCUGGAUCCCUAUCUUUAAAGGCUGCUAUUACUCUUCCACGAAGACCUUUCCUUCACUGUUCUACUGUGAUACCCGCUGUGGUUCUGACCCUGAAGUUUACGAUGCACCUUUUCAAGCUCAAAGAUUCAUGGUGCUGUCUUCCCUGGAUGUUAUUUAUAUCCUGGACCUCACACCAUAUUCGAGAUGCAAUUCGCCAUGGCUUGUGGAUAUGCCCAUUUGGAGAAACUUCUCCUUUGCCAUUUUGGCUUUAUGUAAUAAUCACAUCAUCUUUACCUCACAUCUGUUCAUUUGUUAUGUAUUUCACAGGGACGAGCCAAGUGAUGUCUUCAAAACAUGGAAAUUAUAUUGAUGUCUGAGAUAACCAUAUGGCAGUCUUAAAGAACCAAUGGUUGAGAUAAUGACAGCCAACAUUAAAGUGAAUUUUAAAAACAUGUUAGGUACUUAUAUUAAUUAUAAGAUGUAUAAUGAAUGCUAACAUUUCUUUAUUUCAUAUAUUUUGAUCCUGACUGAAGUUUAAUUUGCCAAGUGCUUUAGUGAGUUGUGAUUACUGGCAGAAACUGCUUUUGUGCACUUAUGUUAUAAUAUUCUUAAAAGACAGUAACAUUAGACCUAGGUUAUUGUUUCAGAAAUAACUUUAGGAAAUAAUUAUUAUAAUAUGUUGACUGUAGUAACAUUCUACCAAAGUAGUAUUUUUUCAUUAUCUUUGCCCUCAAAUCUCAUGUGUUGGAAUUUUAACUGUUUUGAAAAACAUAACUAAAUUUAACAAAAUAUUUGUUUAAAAUUAACAUUAACAAAAUAUUGAUACUUGACUCAUAACCAUAAAAUCCCCAAAAAAGGACCUAACCAAUAAUGUCAUUUCAAAUGUAAACUCCUGAAUGUGCCAUUAAAAUUGUUUUAGUUGCUAUCAAUUUGUUUACAUACUAUUCUAAAAUAUUAUACCAGUUAAAUCAUUUUUUUUAAAAUU